AUGCAAUACAGCGCGACCGACUCGUGUGGGUCGAACACGCCACCGUGGACGCCCUCUUCCUCUGGGGCGACUUCAAACCCCAUGCAAUUCCUCACACGGGUAUUUCAAACCCACCCAACCGCUUUGUGCCUGCAUCGUCAGCUCACCAUCGCAUUGGCCAACGGCGAUGCCGAAGGUGCGGCAGAUCUGGCCUCCAUCCUCGCGCAAACCAUCCGUAGGGUACACCAUGACGAAAAGCCCAACCUGAGCCCUGUUCCUUCCAUGGAGUCGGGGCGUCAAGCCGGAACCUCCUUUGAGCAGGCCGAGGCCCUACCGCCUCCAUCCCCGGAUGACCUCAACGAGGCCAUGGGGGCGGCUGAGGGGGAAUUGAAAAGACAGUUCCUGUUACACGACUUGCAACAAUCCCAACGUCAUCCCACAGGGCUGGACCCAAAUAUUAGAUCCUCGAGCCGCCCGCGUCAGUUAUUUUGGCGUUCCCCCAAUUCUCUUUGCAUCACGACUAUUGAAUCAAUCUACGAGGCGGCAGCCCCCAAGGAUGGCGAGGAUAGCCCGCUAACGACGGCGGGGGAUCGUACUAUCGUAAAGGAAGGGCAGGAAAUGGCGAUCUUGGAUCAGUACCUCACAAAGAACGCGUCUCAGCUGGCUGCGCAAAAGGAAGCGUUGACGAAGACGGUUUUGGAGGUGGCGCAAGCGCUUGGUCUGACGCCAGAGGAUUUGCACGCGGCUGAGGGUGCUUCACUUGAUGAUAGGCUUACGCAGACUUAUUCCCCGCGGCAAGCCCAUGACACAUCUAGCCUAAAUGCUCUCCGCCACUGCAAUCUCGUCAUUCGAGCAGAGGCUCCUGAUAUGGAGAUCGAAAAGGACAACAGUGAAUUCUAUGCUAAGGUUUCUGAGGAGGUUUCUAUCUUAAAGAAACGUAUAUGUGAGAGUGGAGCACCAUUUUCAGAUAUUGAGGAAAAAAUGGCAACUUACGAACUUAUGAUGGUGCAUACCACCAUGCGGUACGUGGUAGGCAUUCAUCGAGACAUGCAGGUUGCCCUUGACCAUAGCGCUGAGGUUGAAAAAUGUAUGCAGAAGUCAGGUGCUGAUACAAAAAAAGGCUCUUCUUUUUUCAUUCAAAAAGUGAUGCAAGCAUUGCACAUUGCCCCAGACCAGUUCACGAAUCUGGAAGGGGAUGUAACCGGUGCUGCUCAGCCCUCAGUGGAGCAGUUUGAACGAACGAAGGUUAUCCAACGACCUGUAAUACCCUACACUUAUAUGCUAAAAUGCUGUUUGUGGUUUAAUAUUCCAUCAGAGACUGAGAUCUAA
This is a messenger RNA of Phytomonas sp. Hart1, 1308 nucleotides long. Lineage: Eukaryota; Euglenozoa; Kinetoplastea; Trypanosomatida; Trypanosomatidae. The record is from the annotation of a GenBank genome assembly.